Molecule: messenger RNA, 4294 nt
Organism: Pomacea canaliculata
Lineage: Eukaryota; Metazoa; Mollusca; Gastropoda; Architaenioglossa; Ampullariidae
Product: factor-induced gene 2 protein-like
Exons: 3
Coding region: 517-1830 (437 amino acids)
Source: RefSeq, a predicted model, not a curated record
GGUGGCUUUCAUUAGAAAUAUGAAUGGUGACACCCAGGAGAUAUCUAGACUGGGUGUGUUUUGUAAGGGUUCUUGCUCUUUUUCCUUUUCAUGAAAAUGACCCGCGCGCCUUAUUAUUGAAAAGUAAAUAGUGAUAAAAAAAAAUCUUUGCUACAAGUAGUUUAAUCAAACGCAGCCACACAUACACUGCUGGCAGUAUGUCGUACCUGGAGCGGCGAUAGCAGGUAGUCUGUUGAAUUAAGUUCUCUUGAGAUCACACCCUGUCGCGUGCUUCCCCAUGACGCACUCACGCCCUGUGUGGUCAAUGCGUUCACCACGAGACAUUUGUCACGCGUCUUAGCGAGGACAGAGACCAGCAUUUGAUUAACGGACAUAACUGUCACAGCUAAAUCUCUCACAGACGUGCAUACGCCAACCUGCUUCCUACACAAGUGGAGAAAGCUAUCAAAGUGCUGGCAGCAGACAUUGUCUCUUUAGUCUCGGGUGAGACAGACCGCGGACAAGUGACAGAAAAUCAUGUGGUCACCGAGAGUCGGAGCUAUUUCUCUAUCUCUGCUGGUUCUCACUGUUUGCUGGGACAUCACGACUGUAGGUAGUCCCAAUAACAAGUUACACAGCAACACUGAGGUCCGGCACAGUAAGGAGGGAGGUCAGGGUGAGCUCAGAGUGGGCACACGACAGGACGACACGAUGGCAGAACUGUGGGAAUACAUCGGUCAACACCCAGCCACCGUCAGUGGGCCGAGACCGUUACGCCAAACGUGGAGACGCAGGACCCCGGAUGUCGUUAGGAGGUGGAGUCGAUGGAACGUGCACGCAGGCGUCCCGAUGUUUAGUCUUCACUCACUAGGGAACUCCACUUCACAGUCCUUCAACACACGUGUCACUCAUACAUCCUCUAACAAAAGACCCAGAAGUACAUCGAGCAGUAUACUCGUCAGUGCAUUCAGCAGUGCAUUCAGCAGCAGACCCAGCAGUAGACCCAGCAGCACAUUCAGCAGUAGACCCAGCAGUACAUUCAGCAGCACAUUCAGCAGUAGACCCAGCAGCACAUUCAGCAGUAGACCCAGCAGCACAUUCAGCAGUAGACCCAGCAGUACAUUCAGCAGUAGACCCAGCAGUACAUUCAGCAGUAGACCCAGCAGCACAUUCAGCAGUAGACCCAGCAGUACAUUCAGCAGUAGACCCAGCAGUACAUUCCCCACCACGUCCAGUCUGCCUAAGGCGCGGCGCUUGGUGACGGUGGAGCCAGGCUACUUGCUGGUGAUGACGAAGGCGAGGCCCAGUAAGGGCGGUGCUGACGCAGACGACCUGAUCUUUGUGCCAGAGACAGAGCAGGUCAGGGUGGACUCACUGCAAGAAACAAGUCUUAAAAAGGGCGCAGACAGCGACGAAGAGCAAUCUACAUCAGAAAAGCCUCUUGUACUCCAACCGUUUUCUAAAACUACGGACAAAGGGAAGACACCAUCCUGGACAAGCAAAAGCAACUCUUCAAACUUCAAUAAUGUAUCAAAGUUUUACGGAUAUAUCAACAAUAAGGUUAAUGAUGAAGCAGGAGUCACGCCGGCAGUCACCAGGGUCACACUAAUGACCAGGACGACCAGCCCAUUCCAGGGUGGGGAUGGGGGUGAGGGUGGGAGAGCAGCUGUGGAUGUCAGCGAGACAGUCAUUACCAGGAACUCCGAGCGACCAGCUACUGCGUCAGGAACUGAAGACAGCAUUAGCAGCGCCGUCUUCAUCUCUGACCUGCCAGGGAGACGACAGAGUCAUCAGCCAGCGUGGCGUUACCAUUUGACACGCACAGGCCUGGCCAAAGACAAGACUUUAUGACGUUACCACCCAACAGCCACACCUCUAGCCAACGACAGGACUACGUGACGUUACCACCAGACAACCACACCUCUAGCCAACGACAGGACUACGUGACGUUACCACCCAACAACCACACCUCUAGCCAACGACAGGACUACGUGACGUUACCACCCGACAACCACACCUCUAGCCAACGACAGGACUACGUCACGCUACCACCCAACAGCCAAAGCUUGGUGCUGAGGCCUACAUGACGUCACUACCAAGACAGCUGGAUGUCACUGUGCAUCGGCGUCGGCGACAGGUGGACACAACUGAUACUACGACCUUCAGCGGCACAGGUAAGGAGGGAGGUGUGACAGAAGCAGGGUAGAGUGGCGGUGUUAGUCUGUUGAUAAAGUCAUUGUGUGUAUUAUAUAUUGCUAAUGCUCAGUACUAUGUAUGUUGCUAAUCUCAGUACUAUGCAUGUUGCUAAUGUCAGUACUAUGUAUGUUGAUAAUCUCAGUACUAUGUAUGUUUGCUAUGCCAAUACUAUGAUAGUCUGUUAAUGUCAGUACAGAAGAAAACUUCAGAUGCAUUGUCUUUAUCUUUGUGUUUUGCGACAGAUGACAUUAGUUCAUGUGUCGGAUGUUUCGAUCCACGCUUUGCCAUUUGUGAACAGUUGAUACAUGUGUCAGUCAGCUACCAGCUGAGAGAUGUUUUCUACAUUUCUUUAACCCUACUGCAUAAAUAGAUUGACAAGUGUUUUGCAUGUGUAAAAUAUGCAAUAUUAUGCAUGAAGUGUUUACUAAUGUUUAUUGAAGAACGAUCUGAGUGUGCACAAAGUACAGCUAAGUUAUAUUUAUGUUCGCACGGCAGGCAUGUUGAAUACACUUUAUAUAUAUGUGUGUGUAUCUAUAUAUAUUUUGCACAUUUUUUAAGUUUAUGAAACUGAUUUUUUUUUUUGGGGGGGGGGUGGUGAGUUUGGAUGACUAAGACAUUUAUUAAUAUGGUCUUACAUGUAGUUAACUAUUGUGUUCUUGUUAUUUAUAAUUAGUCGUAUUUUCAUGUCUUUAAAGUGAGGUUGCAGUACGAAUUAUCUGAUCAUAGCUAUUUGAGCUGCUUUUUGCUCUUCUAGUGAAAGUGAUUUGCAUUCUUAUGCACGUUUGAUAUCGUGAGUUGCAGAUCAGUGCAUUUCUCUUGUGGUUUGCAUCGCUAUUGAAGGACUAAGUUUAGGUCUGUAGACAGGUGCUGUCUACCUCUGCUGAGCCCACCCUUGCCAUGUCCCUGAUGCCAUCAGCUCCGUCCGCUCUAGUGAGUGGUUGCUGCCAACUGACAAAUGUUGCACAAGGUACUGUUACAUUAAAGUCACAACUCCACUGACAGGCAGGCAAUCAGUGUGAGCUGUCGACAGCCCCACAGACAAAGGAUUUUUCCACAAUACACUAUUUAUUUAGUGUUUUACUAUUUCCUAUGAUCCAUUUUUAAAAUUUAGCCUAUUAUCUUACUUUAUCAUCUUAAGAUCCAUCUUUUACUGUUUCACUUCUGUUUCUGUGUGUUAUUACACCAUACUAUCGACGUUUUAUUGUCUCCUAAUAUCUAUGUUUCACUAUGUAUUCCCAUACUAUGUGUCCCUAUCCCUUACUCAGCUUACUGUGUAUCACUGUUUUAUUGUAUAAUUGUAUCUUCCUGUGAGAAAAAAAUGAACCCUUUGGUUCAAGAUGAGAACAACCGACUGGUUGUUAAUGUCUGUCUUUGUGACACACUACUGUGUUGUAAUCACCAGUACUUAUCAAGUGUUUUAGAUGAACUGCGGUUUUGUAACACCACAACGGACAAGGAGGACCCUGAGUCGGAUGCUCUGAUCUCUGUUGGCAUCUACCCUGCACUUCUCACCGGCACAUCGCACAGGGUCAGGACAAGUUCGCUAUGGUGUGGCCCUAGCAGCUGAUUCUAUGUUGACAAAAAUAGUGUUAAGGAUUCCUUUGGAUGCUUCAUCAGUCAUUCGUCCCUUUGCUGGCACUGAUCGUUGUGGGGAGCAGAUGAAUAGACCCUGCAGUUGACAAAGCUGCUUUGGGUGAUAGUGAGCAUGUCCUGUACAGGACCACCAGUCCACUCCUUCACAUUCGUCAGCCAGUUUUUCCUCUGAUCAUCGAGGUGUCGAUCAUCGUCGAAUGUACCUUGAAAGACAGUCUUUGGAUGAGUGUUGUGCCGAGCCACGUGACCGAACCAGACCUGCUGACGCCGCUUGUCUGUAGUAAGAAGAGGUUCCUGGUGUCCUGGCAGAGUGGCAUCCAUAUUUCAUACGAAAUCGUUUCCUUAUGUUACCCUGUACGAGAUGCGAAGCAGCCUUUUUGUUCUCCAAUGCUAGAGAGUUCCUCUACGUAUCAGCUAGCAGAGUCCACAUGUUCAUAAAGCAUAGUCGCUGUUACGAGGGACUUGUACAGACUGUAAUGUGUAGCAAGCCUUAUGUUAUGAAAAUAAAUAGUAUUCAUAUUGGUAA